Messenger RNA from Paramecium primaurelia, 416 nucleotides. NCBI's taxonomy places the organism in Eukaryota, Ciliophora, Oligohymenophorea, Peniculida, Parameciidae. The record is from the annotation of a GenBank genome assembly.
AUGUAAUUAUGCCCAUAAGUUGAUGACAAUGAACCUAUUGUAAUAGGAAGUAUAUCAGAUGAAUGGUAAUUCUUUUUGGAAGCCUGGAAACAUAUCCCAAUUAAAGUAAAAUUUAUAUUAAGAACUAGUAUUAUUCAUUAUAAGUUGGCAGUGGUAUUACAACUAAUAGAAGACUAUUAUAUAUUAACCCAAAAAGAGAAGGAGUAUCAUAUUAAAUUAAAACUAAUAUGCCCCAUAUAAUAUCCAUAAAGAAUAAUUCUCUAAUAUUAUCUAAAGAUGAAGGUAUGUAUGUAAAAUUCACAAUAACUCCUCCUACAACUCCUUGCAAAAUUAAUAUAAAAUUCGUUAUUGAAGAUAUCAUUACUCAGUUACCAGUAGAAGGUAUAGAAAUGGAGAUAAAUGUUAAAAAUACUUGA